UUCCCACGGGACCAGUAGGGUGACGGGGGUGGGGGGCGUUUCCUCAAGUACGACGUCCUGGGUGGACCCGGUUCGUGUGCAUGGACUCAUUCACGUCUGUGUGCCUCCGGCCGACUCCUGCCGAAGGUGUGGUAACAACUGUGACAACGUCCACGAGAGAUGGGACGGCAUAAGAGGGAAACAGAGCGUGUCCAUCCGCGUUAUUGUGUCCUUUAGAAAGGCUGGCCGUGUGUCCGUCGGACAGCCGGCUACGCUAGAGCGCUCGAUGGCGGCCUCUGCUUGUUUAACACUGCUCUGGGUCGAGACGGUGUUCAGCCUGGUGUGGGCGGUGGUGAGCGUGCAGCACGGGGCGGCGGCCAUGACCGAGUGCGGGCUAAUCCCGGCCCUCCUCAACGUCGUGCAGCUCAACAUGGACGGACAGGUGGGACUCCGACUGUGUUCCGACUGUGUGCAUAUGGUGAAGGGCACGGGCUUCGGCGGCAUGGGCAAGCCCUUCCAGCGGCGGUAUGUGGUGUCGCAGGCCGUUCAGAUCAUGGAGACAGCGGUGGUGAACAAUGCGGCCGCUCUCUCCGCAUUCAGGGAUCUCGGCGCAGCCGAGGUGCUCGCGUCCGCUUUUUCCACCGAGGUUGGAAGGCUUCGCGAUGCCGGGGCGGCGGCGGCGGCGGGAGACAACCGUAGUGGUGGUGGCUGUAGCGGGAUGGUGGUGGAUGACCCCAAGGGCAAAGCGGAGGGCAAAGGCAAGAGCAAGAAGCAGCCCUCCUCCUCCAAGACCGCUAAGGGUAAGGGCAAGGGUAGAGACAACGACGGCAAGGUGAAGGGAACCACCUCCUCCUCCUCCUCCUGCUCCUCCUCCUCCUCAACUGUGGUCGCCACGGGAGGCGAUCCCGACGGGGUCCAGGGGGGCGCAGAGGACGAUGCGAGCUCGGCGGCGGGUGGCCCCCUGGCCGACCCGUCUCCGUCGCAGAAAGCGCUCCUCUUCUCCCUGCUGAACGCCCUCAGCAUCACGUUUCAGAACCAGGUGGGGUCAGACCCCCUGCUGGAGGCAUUUUUGACGGCGGCGGUGAUGGACGUUUUCCGCAACAGCGACAUGUUCGGGGGCGUGCUGGUGGCGCUGACGGCGACCCUUAUCUCGGACGUGGCCAACCAAGACCCCAGCACCACGGUGCCCUAUUUGCUCAGGUCGGGCAUCGUGGACGAGUACCUCAAAGUGCUGACGGCGACUCCGGCGACUCCGGCGCCGCCGCCGUCGUCGGACCUCUUGGUCACCGUGCCGAACGUGCUUCACGCGCUCUGCCUCACCCACGACGGCGCUUCGAGGGUGCAGGAGGCGAACGUCUUCCCGGCGUCGCGGUACCCCGAAGGAAACAUGACGUCCGUGGUGGGGGCGGGCCUCGACGAGCUCAUGCGCCACGUGCCGGCGCUUCGGCCCCAGUGCAUCAAGGCCCUCGUCUCGUCUUUGAAGGAGCUCGUCGGGAAGGGGGACGAGCUGCUGAAGAGAGAGCUCGCCGGCGACUCCUCGGCGGAGGUGCUCAACGAGCGGACGCUGAUGCAGCAGUACGCCGCCAACUUCGGGCAGCUCCUAGAGUCCGCCCUCGGCCGUCCCGAGAACGCCAAGCCCUUCGCGGACGCCGGCGGGGACGAGGUCCUCCUGUCCCUCUUCUCGCUCGCGGUGCCUGGACCGAGGGCUCUGUUGGCGCGCGCGUCGUGCGCCGGCGGGGGCGGCGGCGGCGGUACGACGACGUCGUCGUCCUCGUCGUUGUUGUCCUCCUCGCAGCAGCACAGCCUGGCCAACCACGCCGCCUCCCAGGCGCUGACGAGCGCGAUGAAGGCCCUCGGCACGCACGACACGGCGCGGCUGCUGAAGCGUGUCCUGGUGGCGCUGGACAGGGAGCUGGACAGGCUGGACGCCGCCAGGAAGGCGGUCAUGGAAGCGGGGGGUAUGUCCGCGGCCGUGGCAUCCGCUUCAGGGUCCUCCGGCGGCGGUGGCGGCGGCGAUGCCAUGGACGUCGACAGCGAAGCAUCGCCGGCCGCCGCAAAAUCGCCUAGCAAGAAGUCCGUGGCCAAGGCCAACAAAGGCAAGGGCAAGAACAGGGCGGCCUCUACAAGAGCGGUGGCGGCUGCUGCUGCUGCUGCGGCAGCUUCAGCGGACGGAGGCGAUGGCGACUCCGACGUGGACAUGUCCGGCGCCGUAGAAGGGAAGGGGCCCCCGGCGGCGGGGAACGGCAGGGCCGCCGCCGCCGCCGACAGCAGCAGCAGCAGCAGCGAGUUGGACAUGUUGGGGGUGCUGGAGUGCAUCCCGCGGGAGCCGGUGUACGUGGCGUGGCCGGUGUUACCGGCGGAGGAGGACGAGACGGCGGACAGCGGCGGCGGCGGCGGCGGUGAGACGAGGACUAAGGGUCAUUCUUCCUCGUCGUCGGGUCCCCGGUCGGCGGCGCCAACCGAGCUCCCGCCCCUGCUGAAGGCCAUGUCGGGACUCCUCCGCUGCCUGACGGCCACCGAGUGGCUGGCGGGCGCGCUGACGCUGCUGACGCGGUGGGCGCACUCCCGCGGGGCGCAGACGGCGGCGGGGCAGCAGGCGGCGAGCCGGUGGGGGGCGAUCCUCGUGUCCGGGAGCGGCCGCAGGGUCCUCGAGCGGCUCAUGAGGCUCCACCGAAACGUUCUCGUGGAGAUUUAG
This is a messenger RNA of Ectocarpus sp. CCAP 1310/34, 2674 nucleotides long. NCBI's taxonomy places the organism in Eukaryota, Phaeophyceae, Ectocarpales, Ectocarpaceae. The record is from the annotation of a GenBank genome assembly.